GUGCUUCAACAUGAUUCGAAUAUUUUUUUUGAUUACAAUAUAUUUAGUUUUCCUAAAAAAAAUUGACUCAACUGAAAAUAUUCGUUACAAUUAUCCACGGUCUUGUAGCGAUCUUAGUGGAGCACCUUCUGGAGUUUACAGAAUUUUUCCCGAAUAUGGAUUUGGAGACCCAAUUGAAGUAUAUUGUAAUCAAACUUAUGAUAAGGGAGGCUGGAUUGUGAUUCAAAAUCGCUUCGAUGGAUCAACCCAUUUCUAUCGAGGAUGGCAAGAUUACGAGCAUGGUUUUGGCAAUUGGGGUAGCGAAUUUUGGCUUGGAUUGAAAUCGAUUCAUAGAAUCACCUACUCGCAGAGGUUUGAGCUGCUGAUCGAACUGUCAGAUUCUGUUGGGAGCACAAGAAUAGCUAAGUACAGCUAUUUUCUGUUGGCUGGUCCGGAAGCUCAAUAUAAACUAAGCAGUUUGGGCGAAUACUCAGGAUCUGCAGGUGAUUCAUUGUCUUAUGCCGUUGGGAGCCCCUUUUCGACUUUUGAUCGAAAAAAUGAUGGAAAUAAAGAUAAUUGUGCUGCUAUAUUUAAAGGAGCAUGGUGGUACAGCAACGUGCACUGUCACAAAGGAAAUUUAAACGGAAUAUACCUCGAAGGGUUACAAUCCGAAUUUGCUACAAUGAUGUGCUGGUCAACAUGGAAAGGUUACUAUUAUGGAUUAAAAUCAUCGCGGAUGAUGAUUCGACCUACACUACCAUCCAAAUGAAGAUAUAAUGCAAUAUUCAGAAUUCAUAAAAUAAAAUCUGUUUCAUGUGGUUGGACAUUUAAAUUAUCAUAAA
Molecule: messenger RNA, 821 nt
Organism: Uranotaenia lowii
Lineage: Eukaryota; Metazoa; Arthropoda; Insecta; Diptera; Culicidae
Product: microfibril-associated glycoprotein 4-like
Exons: 2
Coding region: 11-748 (245 amino acids)
Source: RefSeq, a predicted model, not a curated record